AUGACGGGUGUUGCAAGCAUCUGUUCUUCUCAGCCGCUCGAUACCACCACUCUUCGAAGUCGAGUCGCGGAGCUUAAAAAUGUGGAAGAUAAUUCAGGACUUGGUAAUGAGGGUGCAGAAAAAUUGCAAAACAGCGUCGCAGACGAGCUCGAGAGCAGAAUUAAUUGCAUUCUAUCGGAGUAUUCCUCGCAUUUUUUGUCGUUCUCUAGUGAAGAAUUCGAUGAAAUAUUGAAGCAAUUGAGGAAAGAGCUGGUCGAAGUGGAGUCUCAGAAUGCAGAUGUCAAAUGUGAAAUUGAAAAGCUUGAAAGGAGCUGUGUGGAAGGUUAUGCUGAAAUAGAGAAUGAGCUGGAGAAAUUAUGCUGUUCAUUGGAAAUUAUUGAGUCGCAGGCACCUGAGAAAGCAAAAGAGAAUACGGAAACAGAUGCCCCUUCCCCUGCUCAUUAUCAGACAGCCUUUUUGGAUGACAAUUUCUCCAACUUUAAGAUGUUAGAAGUCAGUCAUCAGAUUCAGAAAAGCAGGACAACUUUAAAGUCAUUACAGGAUCUUGAUUAUAUUUUUAAAAGGUUCGAAUUAGUUGAAAAAAUUGAGGAUGCAUUGGCAAAUGUUCGAUUAGUUGAAGCUGAAGGAAACAAGAUCAGAUUAUCAUUGAAGACUUACAUUCUAUACUUGGAUACUAUAUUAUUGCAGCAAGAUAUAGAAAAUGUCAUCGAGCCAUUAGAAAUGAAUCAUGAGCUAAUAAUCGAGACUGUUGAUGGAACUUGUGAGCUAAAGAAUGUUGAGAUUUUCCCAAAUGAUGUAUACAUUGGUGAAAUUUUUGAUGUGGCAAAAACUUUCAGGCAAGUUAAUCCUACACUUUCAGACAGUCAGACCCGAUCUUCAUUGGAGUUUUUCGUUAGAAGGGUAUUGGACAGAAUUGCCUUUUCUUCACUUAAACAGUUCGUGGUCAAGAAUGCAAAUACGUCAAGGCGCUCAUUCGAAUACUUAGAUAGAGAAGACAAGAUUGCAGCACAUCUUGUUGGUGGUAUUGAUGCAUUCAUAAAGUUGCCUCAAGGUUGGCCAUUGUCGGAUCAGGGAUUGGAGCUAAUAUCAGUGAAGAGCACAAGUCAGUACCCAAAAGAAAUUUCGUUGAGCUUGCUUUGCAAGAUUGUGCAAGUGGCAAACUCCUUGAAUCAACGCGUACGUCACAACCUCAAAAGAUUUGCCGACAACAUUGAGGAGAUAAUCAUGCAGCAAACGAGUGCACAAGUCACCUCUCUGGCAUCGUGA
Messenger RNA from Striga hermonthica, 1266 nucleotides. NCBI's taxonomy places the organism in Eukaryota, Viridiplantae, Streptophyta, Magnoliopsida, Lamiales, Orobanchaceae. The record is from the annotation of a GenBank genome assembly.